AUGGCGCAGAUAUUCACCGGUUUCAACGCACCCCUUUACCCCCGGGUAAAGACUGAAGUGAUCGACUAUGAAGGGCCGUCCCCGAUGACCGCCGCCGGCCUGCCGCAACCGUCGUCGACGACCACUGCGAUGUCGGUCGCCGCUGGUCAACUGGCCAGAUACUCCGACGCACCAGGUAUCACUCAGUCGUUAAUCACCUCGUUUUCUCUUCGCCGAGUCUCGUUAAGAGCCGACGUGGCGGAUCGGCAUACAAUUUCCCUGACCUCGGUCGGUGUUACCGGCUCGAUUUCCGCGCACCGCGUGAACCCAAGACAAAAACACCUUCGCCAUUCUCGGAAAGAGCUGAAGAAGCCGAAAAUGUCCCCUCUUCCUCCCUCACUUCCUCUUUGCACCGAUGCAAUUUCUGUUCGGAAGUCCGGGCGAAAUCGUUGGUGUUCGGCUCAGGUGUAA
Molecule: messenger RNA, 450 nt
Organism: Soboliphyme baturini
Lineage: Eukaryota; Metazoa; Nematoda; Enoplea; Dioctophymatida; Soboliphymatidae
Source: the annotation of a GenBank genome assembly